AAUCUUUAUGUAUUUUGUUUUCUUAAGACUUUUAAUACAACUUGUAAACAUUAUUUUAAACGUAUCAAAACAAUAUUAGAUGUUAACUGUUAACAGAAAACCUAUUGGCUGAUUUGCUUAGCAAAAAAGCAAUAAUUUACUCCCACUGUAUGAAUGAUUAUAUUAGCUACACAGAUUAUUUUUAGUUAAUCAAAUGCUUUAUACCACGACUUGCAUGAGUAUAAAACGUUUUUACAAAAGGAAACGUACUAUAAAUCAGGUUAAAUGUGAGGUUAACAAUUGGAUGGAAUACGUUAUUUUUUUUUCUCAAUUUAUCUUUGCCUCUCAAUCACAAAGUGAUUUGAAAUGUAUUUAUUAUCAAGUUAUGUCUGAAGAUGAUAAGGCGAUAUUUCGAAAUAAAUCAACAAAUAAACAGCUCUAUAACAUAUUUGUUUACGUUUUAAAAGAAUUUUCAUUAUUCACUUAUCAGGUAUUUUAUAUUACAGCAUUGUCAUCAGAAAAAAGGAGAUAUUCAGUACAGAAUGCAUCCGGAUCUGGAGCCCUUCCUCCAAGAAACAGUCCACGUGCAACACCAUAUUUGAAUACGCCGGUUACAUCAGCUGGACCAAUACCUGUAUCAUCGACAAUUCCAAGAGCAUCGAUCGCAUGUAUCCCAUUGAGUGUUCAGGCUCAAAUUCAACAAAACCAAGCAAUUAAAUCUGAACAACCUUCUAUUGCAAAACCUACACCAUCACCUUUGACAAAAACUUUUGUUACAACUCAAGUAACACCCAGAGCAUCUAUAAGCAAAGUUUCUGAAUCAGAUAUAGAACAUACUAAAAAACUUAAUCGUCUACCAAAAUCUUUUCAAUGUGAUUGUUGUCAACAUGUUACUGUGACCAGAAUAACAUAUCAUGUUGGUGUUUUAACAUGGCUUAUGGCAGUGUUAAUUUUUUUAUGUGGUGGCGUUCUAGGCUGUUUUCUGAUACCAUUCUUUACAAAUUGUUGUAAAGAUGUUAAACAUGAAUGUCCAUUCUGUGGUACAGAAAUUGGUAUGGUUAAAUGUAUCUAAAUGUGUUUUUUUUAUUUAUUACUGGACAAUGAAUAGAAAUACUUAUUUGAUUGGAAAUCACUUACAUCCUAUGAACACAUACCAUAUUUGCGUUUCAUAAAUAUUUUUACUUAUGUUCUGUGGAGAACAAUUUUUAUUCAAAGUAAAUACACUAAUCUCAACCACAAAAAAUAAAACAUGUAUUACUUCGAAGGUGUUGCCAUUUUAUGAAAGAAAGAAAGAAACCCCAGAGACUUUUUUUUAAAAUUAUAACUCAAAUACUGAUUUCUUAUUUUGCUGUAUUAUGUAUAAAUCAAAAAUGAAUAGUAAUCUGUAUCUAAUGAUAUUGUAAACAUAAAAUUCUAUUAAAUAUUCAACAUUUAACAUUUUGAUUAAUCAUUGUAAGUUUAUUUCUUACUAUUGAAAAGUGUUGAUAUUUUAAUAAACAAUAAUUUUUUCAUUAUUAUUAUUAUUAUUAUUAUUAUUACCAUUAUGGGAUUUACAUCCAAAACUGUAUCUUUGUCUUAAUGUGAUAUGGCAACUUGAACUGAUGUAUGUACGUACAAAGUUCUACGUUGUUGACUGACUGACUGAUAUAUAUACUCAUGAAAUUAUUCUAUUUUUUAUUUUCUUCUAAAUAUUUUAUUUUAAUAUGGAAACAAUUCGUUUUUUGUUUUAAAAAUUGAAAAUCGAAACAAAAAUAAUAUUUGAUAUUAUUUAAAUUGAAUUGAAAUGUACUUCUUUCUCUUUUUUUUACUUUUCACUUUCUUUACGUAUGAUGUAUCUGUUAUUUAAUUGUUUGCCUUUACUGACUUCUUAACUAAAUGUAUUUAUUUAUUCAAUGUAUUCUUUUUUAAUGAUCAGAUAUGUAUGAAUGUUUUCAUAAAGUACUAAUAAAUUUCAUAAUAAUUGUAAUUCAUCUAUUUCUUAUAGUUUACUUAUUGCAAACAGUUUUAAAGUUUCAAUGGUUUCACUUUCUCAAGUUAAUACUAUUUAUAUUAAAUAAAAGAGUAAUAUAGUUGCUGGGUAGUUUACUUUAAUUUUUCAACAAAAAGAAACCAUGAAAAGAAAACACCGGCACCAAGACUAGCCUGUAUAAUUUGUGCUCAACAGAAGUUUAACCGAAAAAAAUUCCUGCUUUUGUUGUUGUUGUAUGAUUUUUUUUAAAAAUAAAAGAUUUAUCACUAUGGAUCAA
This is a messenger RNA of Schistosoma bovis, 2225 nucleotides long. NCBI's taxonomy places the organism in Eukaryota, Metazoa, Platyhelminthes, Trematoda, Strigeidida, Schistosomatidae. The record is from the annotation of a GenBank genome assembly.